UAUGUCUAGACAGUUGCAGUGGCUUCCUAACUGAUCUCUAGUAUAAGGUCUUCACAAAGUUUAGGAAAAUGCUUAUGAUAAAAAACUAUGCAUGAAUACAUGGACUUCUUUUCUGUGCUUUUUAGGCCUAUAUAGAGAUAAGGUCUGUCAUCCAGACUAGAGUGUAAUAGCAUGAUUAUAGCUCACUGUAACCUCAGCCUGCCUCAGUCUCUCAAGUAGCAACUGGGACUUCAGGCAUGUGCCACUAGGCCCUGCUAAUUUCUUUUUGUGUGUGUAGACAUACAGGGUCUUGCUAUGUUGCCCAGGCUGGUCUUAAACUCCAGGCCUCAAAUUAGCCUCCUGCCUUGGCCUCCCAAGUAGCUGGUUAUUAUAGGUGUGAACCACCAUGCCAAGAUCAAAAGCAGAACUUUCAAUGAAAAUUUUAAGCAAGUGAGAUCAACAAGCAUUUCUUGUUGAAUUGUAAGAAUUAUAACAGUGGGUGAAACAUGGCUUUACCAAUAUGAUCCUGAAGAGAAAGCACAAUCAAAGCAAUAGGUAGAAGUUACCAAGAGGUAGAAGUGGUCCAAUUAAAGAAAAAAUGAAACUGUCAAGAGCAGAGGUCAUGGCAAUAGAUUUGGGAUGUUCAAUACAUCUUUUUUGUUGACUUUCUGGAGAGCCCCAGAAUGAUAACUUUUAAUGCUUAUCGUUAAUGCUUAACAAUAAUGCUUAUGAGAAUGUCUUGAGAAAGCCAAAGCUUUAGCAGAAAAGUGCCCAGGAAAGCUUCCUUAGAGAUUGCUGUACCACAUCAGUGCUCCUCUGCUCAUUUCUCAUCAAGCAAGGGCAAUGUUACAAGAGUUUUGACAGGAACUCAUUAGACAUACACCUUAUAGUCUUGAUUUGGCUCCUGACUCUUUAAAAAAAUCUUUAAAGGGCACCCAUUUUUUUCAACUAAUGUUAAAAAGACUGCAUUAACCUGGUUAAAUUCUUAGGGUCCUGUUCUUUAGGAAUGGACUAAAUGGCUGGUAUCAUUGCUUACAAGUCAAGAGACCUUGAUGGAGCUUAUGUUGAGAGAUGUGCUAUACUUAUGUUUCAAAGAGAAUUUGCUCUCCGACUAGUUGCAAAACCUGGAGAUAAGUUAUACUGCAGACUUUCAAUUAACACGCAGCUAUUAGCACGUGUAGACCACCUAAUGAAAGUUGGAAAGAAUAACUUUAGACCACCACCCAAGGUGGAAUCCAGUGUCGUAAGAAUAGAACCUAAGAAUCCACCACCACCCAUCAAUUUUCAGGAAUGGGAUGGCCUCGUAAGGAUCACCUUUGUCAGGAAAAACAAGACUCUUUCUGCUUCAUUUAAAUCAAGUGCAGUGCAACAGCUACUGGAAAAAAACUACAGAAUUCACUGUUCAAUCCAUAAUACCGUAAUACCAGAAGAUUUCAGCAUAGCAGAUAAAAUACAGCAAAUCCUAACCAGCACAGGAUUUAGUGACAAACGGGCCCGUUCCAUGGACAUAGAUGACUUCAUCAGGUUGCUACAUGGAUUUAAUGCAGAAGGUAUUCAUUUUUCCUAAGUGGAAAACAGAAUUUUUCAAGGUCAAGAAAUCAAUUACAUAUUUUCAAUAUUUGAGAAAAUGAACUUUGCCUAUGCUCUCUUGGAACAUUAU
Molecule: messenger RNA, 1639 nt
Organism: Nycticebus coucang (slow loris)
Lineage: Eukaryota; Metazoa; Chordata; Mammalia; Primates; Lorisidae
Gene: DIMT1
Product: DIM1 rRNA methyltransferase and ribosome maturation factor
Exons: 7
Coding region: 995-1546 (183 amino acids)
Biological process (GO): rRNA methylation
Cellular component (GO): mitochondrial matrix
Molecular function (GO): rRNA (adenine-N6,N6-)-dimethyltransferase activity
Source: RefSeq, a predicted model, not a curated record